AUGAGCUCCUCUCGGAGUGAAGACAGUUACUCUGAUACUCUCGCCCAAUUCGAAGAAGAGUGGGCAAAUUACAAUCAGAAUUGCCUCGAGCUAAAAGUUCUGUUCAAUAAAGAGCGUUCUUACCUGCGACGAAAUCACAACAACUUUGCUAAAUACGUGAAAAAGACGGUGGCUAAGACCUUUCUGAUGGUAAACGAGGCGGAGACCCUCAUCGACAAGGCCAAGUCUCCCCAUAGCCUUAAGCGGCUUUAUCACAAGAUCAACCAGUCUGGGAAACAACAAAAGGAGUUGGGGAUAUUGAUGAAAAAGUUGAAAGAGAAUGACGAGAAAGUGAAGGAGCAGACUGAUAAGAUCAGACACGAGAGCAAAAACAAGACUGCACCUGGAGAUGAAGGUCCAUCACCAUUUGAAGUUUUCCUUGGAAAGACAAUACCAUUCACUGAACCAUACGACGAGGACUUAUGCAACUUUGAGACUAUUGACUGA
Fusarium graminearum PH-1 is the source of this 486-nucleotide messenger RNA. RefSeq lists its product as uncharacterized. The transcript has a single exon. The record is from RefSeq and is a predicted model, not a curated record. NCBI's taxonomy places the organism in Eukaryota, Fungi, Ascomycota, Sordariomycetes, Hypocreales, Nectriaceae. Bases 1 to 486 code for a protein of 161 amino acids.